ACGGAACGCCCCAGACCCAGCGGUGUGUCUGGCGCUAGCCCCCGCUGUUGUCAUCAACGACGUUUGAACCUUUGGCGGGUUUUGUAGUAAGCUAUGGCCACUGCAUUAACACCACCGAUCCAUCAUGUUUCUGAUCUUCUUCAUGUGCACUUUUCACGGCGAUCGUUUGGAGAAAUGAAGGAAAUUAUUUCAAGAGGAAGACCUACGCCAAAGAGGUACAUCAUUUACGGUAGUUCGAGUGUUAAUGAUAAAUUGAUAACAUUUUUUAGAAGUGGUGAGGACAAAAACCUUUAAAUGCCAGGUCUUUUUUCAUGAUGCCACCAUGUUUUUAGAUAAAAAGUAAAUAUAAGUUUUUUCAAUAUAGUACACAAUGUCAAAAGACAUUGUUUUGAAUUAUUACAGCCUGUGAUAAGCAGCAACACUUGACAGUACCAUAUAGUUAAAAUAGCAUGUUUUUUCUCUAUAUGCUGCCAUCUGGUGGAGAGUAGUAAACAUGAUCACUUCCAAUGCAAUGCGCACAGAGGUUUGGGAAAACUGCUCUGUUUACAUGGUUCUCUGGGUGUUCACUGUGAUUUUGUCAAUAAAGUUUCUUUCAUUUAUUUAAAUGAGCAUGGAAAUAAGACGGGAGAUUUCUCCUCCGGCUUCCACAUUUGCACUUUUGUUUGUCAACGAACGUUUGUGUUGAGGAAAAAUACACGCGUGUGUGUGUUUGUGUGGAGAAAAACACGCGAAAUAUGGACGAAGUGAAGCUGCAGAACGGUGGCACAACCAAGAAGAGAGACGACUACCUGGAAGGCCCCGAAUAUUUCAUGGCUGUAGCUUUUCUGUCAGCCCAAAGGAGCAAAGACCCAAGCUCGCAGGUCGGAGCUUGUAUUGUGAACCAGGAGAAUAAGAUUGUCGGCAUUGGUUACAAUAGAAUGCCAAACGGUUGUGACGAUGACCUGCUGCCCUGGUCACGCUCCGCAGAAGACCAACUGGACACCAAAUAUCCAUACGUCUGCCACGCCGAGCUGAACGCCAUCAUGAACAAGAACAGCGCCGACGUGAAAGGCUGCACCAUGUACGUGGCCCUGUUCCCCUGCAACGAGUGUGCCAAGCUCAUCAUCCAGGCCGGGAUCCGAGAGGUGAUUUAUCUUUCGGACAAGUACCACGACACGCCAAAGAUGACGGCGUCCAGACGGCUGCUCGACAUGGCGGGAGUAAAGUGCAAACAGUUUGAGCCCAAAAGGACGGAGAUUGUCAUCAAUUUUAAUUCCAUCAACGACAACAAUCCUCAAGAACGGUGCCGUACCAGCUCACCUGUGGGGGGCGCUGCUGCUGCUGCUUCUGCUGCUGCUGCUGCUUCUGCUGCUCAGUCAGACGGUGAGUAGUCAGAGAAGGGCACGAGCGGGACGAGACCUAAAAGAGAGACCUUUGUCCAAACAGGGAAAACUCAAGUACAUGUGGACUUUUGGAUCCUGUUGGAUGUUUUCAUUUAAACGCUGGGUUUAAACUGUUUUUUGGCCGGGGGCGGGGUUUGUAAUGCUGCUAUUUAUCUUUUUAAACUAUUCUUUAGGUCAAGGGUCACUUUAAGUCUUUAUGUUCACUGUGUGUGUGUGUGUGUGUGUGUGUACGAUGAUUGAUUUCAUCGUUCAUAUUCUGGAAAGAAAAUGGCUUUAACGGUUUAAAGAAAAUCAAAAAAUCCACAGUGGGUCCCAAAGUGUGGGUCGGGGGCCCACAGAUGGGUUGCACUUUCUGAAUUUAUCCAAAAUUUCAGUCUAGGUUAAUGUGUACACAUAUAUAUUUAAUUUUUAUUUUUAAAAACUAACAUGCAAAAAGAUCUGAUUGAAAGCUGCACCAUGAAGCAUUUCUAAAUCAAACGAUCUUAAAAAACGACAAGCGUGACAAUUCCAGAUUUGAUAUAUAUUUUGUUUAGCCUUGUACUUUUUUUGCAUUCAGCACAAAUAACGUCAACACUCUUUAAAUCAAUCCAUUUGUCACCCCCUGGUGGCUAAAUAAAGAGUAUGCAACUG
This is a messenger RNA of Solea solea (common sole), 2012 nucleotides long. RefSeq names its product deoxycytidylate deaminase-like. Gene Ontology annotation, molecular function: dCMP deaminase activity; zinc ion binding. The record is from RefSeq and is a predicted model, not a curated record. Lineage: Eukaryota; Metazoa; Chordata; Actinopteri; Pleuronectiformes; Soleidae. Gene Ontology annotation, cellular component: cytoplasm. The coding region runs from base 735 to 1370 and encodes 211 amino acids. The transcript is spliced from 6 exons. Gene Ontology annotation, biological process: dTMP biosynthetic process; dUMP biosynthetic process.